CUUAAUAGCUCUGUGUGCUAUGAUUGGAUUGAACAUGAUUCAAACAUCAUAAAAAAAAAUUUUUAAAAAAGAUUUAGUUGAACAGUGUAAGUAAAUAGGUUAAGUAAACAGAUACUUUCUAAUCAUUAGUAAUUUAUUAGCGUAUAAUUGCAUGCAACUUAUCCAGCACCUACCUUUGAAUUAAAUUUAUAACUUAAUAAAUAAGUGUGAUGUUAUAGACUUUUAAUGGAUAUUAUGGUUCGAAUGCAUUUUGUAUAAUACCUACUAAAUGAUUUUUUGUUCUUGAAAUUAACUUACUUAAUUAAUAUUUUAUUUUAUAUUUUUACUUGUUUAUACUGAGGCCGGAUAUUGCGAAGUAUUUCUAAUCGUAAGGAAUGACGUAUUUUGUGUUUCUUGAUUUAGCGGUUUUAUAAUGUUCUGUUUUUAACAAUUGGUGAUGAUGGCAACGUGUCAUAGGCUAGACGCUAAACAUAGUAAUGUUUGAACGCCCCACCAUCAACUCUGGGAUAGAUGGUGUUGCGGUCAUUUUAUUAUCAUAAUAUUAAUUUGCCUACUAUCAAUUACAUUUACCGCCAAAAUUACACAAAGUAGAUACACGAGUACAUGAAUACGUAAAACGCACAUAUCAAUUUAUUAUCAAACUACUUUCGAUAAAUAAUGGUAAUUGGUAAUGAAUAAUAACAUUAUAAUAAUUACAUUAACAAGUAAAAUAAAAUAAAUAAAUAAAUAAUACAUGUUUUUAUAACUUUCACUAACAUUGGAAACAAACAGUAACGUUGAACUUACAUAUUUUCUUCGUCAAACAGUAAUUAGUAGUAAUUAAUUAGUCUACCGUUCGAAAUUAUGAAUUCCGGCGACGAAGAUCUAAAAGCGUUGGCUUUGUUCCUAGAUGCUGAAGUUGAAAAUUAUCCGGAAACGACCCAAAAAAUCAUAAACUCUAAAGAGGAUGUAAUAAAAGACAAUAUUGAGAAUGGUAGUCAACUAACUGAGAAAUCUGGAAAUGCAACUGGAACAUUUAGUGACUUUUUCAAAUCUAUGAAGUCGAAAAUUGUUGAUUUAGACGAAGUGGUAGUUAAAUGUGAACCAAAAAAGAAGUCCAUGCCCAAAAUACCAAAAUUUGGUUUUGAUCCUACAGCAGAUCCUGUGUUUGGCUUAUGUAUGAUCAAUCCAUUAUUGUCAUCUCAGACAAUUCAAGAUAGAAUGAUUGGAAAAAUACCGGUACCCGUCAGCCAAGUGAAAAAACAUCUUAAGUCUGCAGACAGUUCUGAUUGGGUUGUAGCUGGCGUUUUGGUAAACAAAUCUCUUCCCAAGACUUCUCAAAAAGGUUCUACUUUUAGCAUAUGGAAGAUAAGUGACUUAAAAGCAGGUAUGAGUACUGUUACAAUAUUUUUAUUUGGCCGUUCACAUGCUGACUUGUGGAAAACAGACAUAGGAUUUGUUGUUGGAAUACUGAAUGCAAAAGAAUUGGAUGGUAAAGAGAAGAAAGAUGAAGUAGUAUUAUCCAUAAAUAGUGGGGACCAAGUGAUGUUGUGGGGCAGAUCCAAAGAUUAUGGAACUUGUAAAGGAAUUAAGAAAAAUGGAGAUAAGUGUGAUAUGUUUGUAAACAUUAAUAACUGUGAUGUUUGUUCAUUUCAUGUAAAAAGAGAAUAUAUCAAGCAUUGUAGUCAAAGAGCAAAUAUUGGAAAUUCUAGACCAACAGCUGCCAACAGCUUACGAGAUAAAGUAUUAGGCAAAAAUGAGGUGUUUUAUGGUGGUCAAAGUUUUGUAUCUACUAAAUCUAAUCAUUCAAAAUUGAUGAAAGAAGACCAAGUUAAACUUCAACGAUUGAAUCCGGCUAAAAAGCCUGCAUUAAGCCCAAUUGAAUCUCAUACCACACCUCGUACAACUAUUGCUAAUCGUCGAGCUAGUGCUAUUAAAGACUUUGUUAAUGAUAUAAAAACCAAUGAACUAAGUGGGUCCGGAAAAAAAAAUAUUGAUCAUAAAGAAGCUCAAAAAAUGUGUACUUUUAAAGAAAUAUUAGGUAGCUCAGCUAAUCUUAAAAAUUUUAGAUCUAUGCAUCCAAAGUGUGCUAAAGUAAAUGCAUUAAACUGGAUUAAAUCACAUGGACCGAUUCAAAAAGAAAAUCCAAAUUUAUUUGAAAAAAGUAAGGAUGUUGGUAAAAAAAGAAAAUUGCCUGAAGAUAUUGUUUUAGAUAUAGAACAAAAAAAGAAAGUUGCUAUCAAAGAAAAAGUUUCACCAAUAUUUUUGGAACUAAUGAAAGCUACAUCUCAGAACCAAGAUCUUAUUGAUACAGCUCAGCAAGAAGCUGAAGAAAAAUAUUUUGAUCAAAUGGAUAAAAAAGAAAAAAUGGAAUAUAAAAUGAUGAACACAUAUAAGGUGCCAUGCAAAGCUGUACGUUGUCUAGUGUGCAAAUAUACUUGGUUUUCAGCAUCUGAAUGGUGUAAAACUGAAAAACAUAUGCUGCGUGUACUAGAUGCUACUAAAAGGUUUUUCAAAUGUAAUGAUUGCAACUCAAGAAUUACUUGUUUGACAAUGUUCCCUUUGAUUUCAUGUAAAAAUUGCAAUGGUUCAAAAUGGGAACGAGCUCCUAUGAUGAAUUACAAAAAAGUUGAAGAAACUAAUUUAAGUAUUCGUGGAGACGAACAAACAUUCUUAAGCUCUAUGCAACCUAAACUUAGCAUGAGUUUAAUGGUGGCAGAAGAAGAUUGAUUGAUUAUAAAAUAAGUUCAUACUUCCUUUGCAAAUGUAUUGUUUAAUAUAGAAGUUAUUUCAUGAUUUUGAGUAAUAUAAAAUAUUUAAAAUAAUUUAUAUAGACUAUAAUAUUCUUUAAUAUAUUUGUUUAAUUGUAUGCCUACAUGAAAUAUAUUUAUACUCAUACUAACUAAUAAUGAAUUAUUACUAGAAUUAUAACAUUAAAAAAACUGUAAUAAAUAUAUAUGUAUUAUUUUUUAUUUA
This is a messenger RNA of Aphis gossypii (cotton aphid), 2955 nucleotides long. It is a transcript of the gene Mcm10, whose product is annotated as protein MCM10 homolog. The transcript is spliced from 5 exons. Gene Ontology annotation, molecular function: single-stranded DNA binding; DNA replication origin binding. Lineage: Eukaryota; Metazoa; Arthropoda; Insecta; Hemiptera; Aphididae. Gene Ontology annotation, cellular component: nucleus; replication fork protection complex. Bases 844 to 2709 code for a protein of 621 amino acids. Gene Ontology annotation, biological process: DNA replication initiation; DNA replication. The record is from RefSeq and is a predicted model, not a curated record.